CUCAGAGCCCUCUGUGGCGGUGAGCGAAGUCAAGAGGAUCUCAGAACGAAUAACUUCAAGAUAAAAUAUAUACUACAGCAGACACGAUCAGAAAUGUAACAAUGUAAUAUCCGCCUCUGGUAUGAAGAAAAUCCGCAAAACAGACUUAAGCGUGGUGGUGUAAUCGAGUUGUCAUGGAUCACAGGGACUCUUCGCCACUUAAGCACUUUGUGUUGGCGAAAAAGAAGAUCAGUGAAGUGUUUGAGCAGCUGCUGGAAUAUGUUCAGGAGGGCUCAGAGUUUGUAGAAGAAACAUGUCGAAAUGAGGACCUGGAGCACAUAGCUGAUGAAGACCAGCUAGACCUGAUACAAGCUUAUACCAAGAAGCUGGCCGUCAUCAAAGACGUGCUGGCCCGCAGACAUAUGAAGGUGGCCUUUUUCGGCAGGACAAGCAAUGGUAAGAGCACAGUGAUCAAUGCUAUGCUGAGGGACAGGGUGCUGCCCAGUGGCAUCGGGCACACCACCAACUGCUUCCUGAGCGUGGAGGGCACCGACCAGGACAAGGCCUACCUCAUGACCGAGGGCUCCGAGGAGGAGAAGAGCGUCAAGACAGUGAACCAGCUGGCCCACGCGUUGCAUAUGGACCAGAGUCUGGACGCAGGCUGUCUGGUCAAGGUGUUCUGGCCCAAGUCCAAGUGCGCCCUGCUGAGAGAUGACCUGGUUCUCAUGGACAGCCCAGGAACUGAUGUCACAUCAGAGCUGGACAGCUGGAUUGACAAGUUCUGCCUCGAUGCUGACGUCUUCGUGCUGGUGGCCAACUCGGAGUCCACUCUGAUGAAUACGGAGAAGCAUUUUUUCCACAAAGUGAACGAACGUCUCUCCAAGCCGAACAUUUUCAUCCUGAACAACCGGUGGGAUGCAUCAGCCUCGGAGCCGGAGUACAUGGAGGACGUGCGCAAGCAGCACAUGGAUCGCUGCGUCAGCUUCCUGGUGGAGGAGCUCAAAGUGGUGGACAGCGAACAGGCGCCCAAUCGCAUCUUCUUCGUGUCUGCCAAAGAGGUGCUGAACUCCCGGAUGCACCGCGCCCAGGGCAUGCCGGAGACGGGUAAGGGCGUGGCCACCCGGUGUGUCCCAGGUGGUGCUUUAGCUGAAGGCUUUCAGGACAGACUGAGGGAAUUCCAGAGUUUCGAGAGAACGUUUGAGGAGUGUAUCUCGCAGUCAGCAGUGAAAACAAAGUUUGAGCAGCACACUAUCAGGGCUAAGCAGAUCACUGAGACUGUCAAAGCCAUCAUGGACUCCAUCAAUAUCGCUUCUGCUGAAAAGAGGGUCCGUUCCCUGGAGGAGAGGGAGUACCAGAGGGACCGUCUGGACUUUGUCCGCAACCAGCUCAACGUGCUGACCGAGGACUUCAAAAGGAGGAUCAAGUCCAUCGCAGAGGAGGUGGCGACUAAGGUGACCGGUGCUAUGUCAGAAGAGAUCUGCCGCCUGUCGGUGCUGAUCGAUGAGUUCCACUCAGAUUUCCAUCAUUCUCCACACAUGCUGAAACGCUACAAAUCUGAACUGCUUGCACACGUAGAGGAGGGAAUGGGGAAGAACCUGGCCUUCCGCUGUUCCAGCACUGUCAGCGCUGCUGUUGAGUCAUCCCAGAAAGACAUGAUAGACAGUAUGCGGCCUUUGCUGCCCCCUAGUGUCCAGAGUCAGCUCCACAUGCACUUCCACUGCAGGAAGUUUGACCUCAGCUAUGACCUCAACUGUGCCACUCUGUGCUCCGACUUCCAAGAGAACAUUGAAUUCCAGUUCUCGCUGGGUUGGACCGCGCUGGUCAACCGUUUCCUGGGGCCUGCCAAUGCGAAGAGGGCUCUGAUGAUAGUGGAUCAGAACUUUCAGAUCCCGCGGCCUUUGGCCACCAGCCCGACAGCCUCGGCAGGUCCCCUGGUCCAGGAGGGCGCACCGACACAGGAGCAGGUCAUGCUGUCCGUGGUUUCCAGGCUGGCCUCGGUCACGUCGCGAGCCUCCAUGAGUGUCAUUGUCAUCGGAGGAGUGGCGUGCCGUUCUGUGGGCUGGAGGAUCAUCGCCCUGUCCUUCGGGCUCUACGGACUGCUCUACCUGUACGAGAGAAUGAUGUGGACCACUAAAGCCAAGGAGAGGGCCUUCAAGCGGCAAUUUGUGGACUAUGCCAGCGAGAGGCUGAAAAUGAUCGUCAGCCUCACCAGCAGCAACUGCAGCCAGCAGGUCCAGCAGGAGAUGGCCACCACCUUUGCCCGGCUGUGCCAGCAGGUCGACCUGAGCGAGAAGGACCUGGAAGGAGAGAUCCAGAGACUGACCGCCAAGGUCCAGCAGCUGGAGACCGUCCAGAGCCACUCCAAGACUCUCCGACACAAGGCGACGCAUCUGGAGACACAGCUGGACAGUUUCACCGCUGAGUAUCUGCAGCCACAGCACUGAGGUUUUGGGAGUCUGCAGACCGGAGACUCGGUGCCAGACAGCUUCCUGGUGUGGACCCGCCCCUUUCCUUUACACUGCCUUUCUGGGCAGACUCAGAUGGAUCUCCUGCACCCCCCUUUUUCUAUUCUCAGCUGGGAUCUUUCCAGCACCGGACAAGUGUGUUCCUCCCAAGGAUGUGAGUGUAUAUAGGAAUGUGAUUCUGGGUUUUAGAGGUGUGACUUACCUGGGGAAAAUAAACAAGCCUAUGUAAUUCACUUUAAAAUAUAAUCAGUUAGAACCAUUACAGAAAUAAGUAAUGUAAAAAAGAAGGAAUUCAUUGAAAUGACUCAGUGUAGAGGAUAUUGAAAUACGGAGAAGGUGGUAUUGAAUGAACCGCUACUGAAGGAAUACUACUUUGAAGUAAUGCAUACUGUUAGUAAUGGGUGCAUAAGUUUAAAAUUGUGAGGACUCUGAAUGGGUGUUGCUAAUGAAGUCAACUCCCAGUGGUUCAUUACAUUUGUGCCAGCAAGUUGGAAAAAUUACACAACACAAUGUCCUGCUCUGUUAUAUUUCAUUUAUAUUAGCAAGAGCUAGACACAGGUGGCACAGGUUGUGAGAGCCACACCUUUGCAGGGUCAAUUAUUUACUCAAAUAAGUAUUUGUGCUCUUAUUCAGCCCAUGACAAGAACUAAAGCUUUUUAUCAAAUCUUAUCCUAUGGAUUCUUUAUAGCUUAAUAAUAGGCUUUUUCUCUAAUGUUCACUGCCAAAAAAAAUCCGAUGAAUAAAACCAGUGAGUUCAAGCAAUAGCUAACAGACAGGACUCUGCACCUGAAAUGGAUAGUAUGCGGACAGUGAAGCUAAAGCUGAAUGCAUGUGUGCUGGCAUUUGCUGAAUUACCACUAGUGUCAUUCUUACCUUUGUACAUGUUGUCACCCCUGUGGGACUAAUAGUGUUUGGGAGGGAGAGGAGUUUGUAUUCAGAAAACUUACUUAAAUGCGUAUGUAGUUAUGUAUUGUAAAAUGAAUGCUCUCACAAUGUCUUUUUUGAACCUAGCCAAUACACUCAGGAGGUCCAGCAGGAAGUUGUAUGCACUGCAUUUACCAAGUGUGAAUACGCUCAAGCAUCCUAAUGCAAACAGUGAAAUAGUUUUUCAAGGCAAGAUACUCUAUUGGAGUUAGUGAAUAUUGCUGUAAGAUUUGUUUACUGUAAGACGUACAUACAUCAGAAUUGGCAUUUACCUCUGCAGUGAAGCAUUUCAGAGUACAAGGAGUGCGUACUGAAUUUGCAGACAUCCGCGUCAAGCCUUUUUCUGGUGACAAGGCAGGCUAACUCUUGUCGCAACGACAAGGAAAAUGAAAACCCCUGUAGAUAGCCUUUUGAUGACCAAACUUAUUUUCUAUCUGUUCGUCUGUAGUGGUUUCUACAAAUCUGACCUGAAAGUUUGAACAAAAAAAAAAAUCUGAGCUUGUUCCACUUUGUAAAUUCUGUAUUUUACU
This is a messenger RNA of Megalops cyprinoides (Indo-Pacific tarpon), 3898 nucleotides long. RefSeq names its product mitofusin-1-like. Gene Ontology annotation, biological process: mitochondrial fusion; mitochondrion localization. Gene Ontology annotation, molecular function: GTPase activity; GTP binding. Gene Ontology annotation, cellular component: mitochondrial outer membrane. Lineage: Eukaryota; Metazoa; Chordata; Actinopteri; Elopiformes; Megalopidae. The record is from RefSeq and is a predicted model, not a curated record. Bases 174 to 2423 code for a protein of 749 amino acids. The transcript has 18 exons.